AUGUGGCUCUUGCAUGGUGCUGACGAUGUCGUCUUCGCCGGCCAACAGAAGAGCCUCGACAGGAACAUCGUGGUGCGCACCCACGCCCGGAUCUCCUCUCUCACCUUGAAGAACGUGCAGUUCACGUACGCCGGCCAGUAUCUGUGCACCGCCAGCAACUCCAUCGGGCAGGACAACCAGCACAUGCACCUGGAAGUUCGCUCUGUGAGGGUGGAGGCUCACCCCGGAGCCUCGGUCGUCUGGUUCAGAGAGGACCUGCCGCUGCCCAGCGCCAACGCCACCAACAUCAAGAUCUACAACACGCCGACCGGCAGCAGCCUGGAGAUUACUCCUGAUUCCAGUGACUUCGGGAGCUACAACUGCACGGCAGGAAAUGCAAUGGGCACCGAGCACAAGGAAUUCCUUCUGAUCCAAGCAGAGGUGCCUUCAUCGCCAGAGAUCCAGUACGUGGAACCUUUCUCCAGCACAGCGGUGGCCGUGUUCGAGGAGCCCGACUCCACUGGAGGAGUUCCCAUCAUCAAGUACAAGGUGGAAUGGCGUCUGCCCGGCCAGGACUGGACUGGCAGGGAGUAUGAAGCCGACGAGGACACGAGCAGGAUCACCAUCGUUGGCCUGAAACCAGAGACCACCUACGAGGUCAAGAUGUCGGCCAUCAACGGAAAGGGCGAAGGCGAGAGCAGCGAGGCCAAGACCUUCAAGACGGAGCCAGUCCGGGAACCCAGUGCUCCCAUACUAGAGGUCAAGGUCCAGAACAGGGGCAAUUCCCUGAAGGUCAACUGGAUCAAACAGGACGACGGCGGUUUGCCCAUCAAACACUACCUGGUCCGAUACAAGGCUAGACAAGCGUCCGACUGGAAACCCGAGAUCCGCCUCCCUAACGGCAGCGAGUACGUGGUGCUGAGCGGACUGGACUGGAACACAGAGUACGAGGUGCACGUGGUGGCCGAGAACCAGCAGGGCAAGUCCGAGCCCGCCACCCUGGCCUACAGAACCUCCACAGAGCCCACCACCGUCCCAGACGCCAUGGGCAGCGUCUCGGGCCUCGGCACCGGAGCCAUCGUGGGCAUCCUCAUCGUCGUCUUCAUCCUGCUGCUGGUGGGCGUGGACGUCACCUGCUACUUCCUCAACAAGUGCGGACUCCUCAUGUGCAUCGCUGUGAACUUCUGUGGGAAGGCCGGCCCCGGAGCCAAGGCCAAGGACAUCGAGGAGGGCAAGGCCGCGUUCACGAAAGACGAGUCCAAGGAGCCGAUUGUGGAGGUGAGGACGGAGGAAGGAGCCGUCCCCAACCAAGAGGGGGGGGCCCCCACUGAACCCAACGAGACCACGCCUCUGACAGAACCUGAGCCUGCCACUGCUGCCGACACCGCCCCCCCGUUGGCAAACGUCCUCCCCGCCACCGCCACUAACUCGGUAACCGAGAGCUUUAGCACGGCACACAGCAGUCCUGCUAGCGAGAGCACCACGAUAACCACCAGCGCCUCCAGCCCGACCAAAGCCCCCGUUGCCCCGUCCCCUUCCCUUAAAGCUAACCCCCAGCCGGAUGUCGGGCCCCUGGUCGACCUGAGCGACACCCCUAAAGCCCCCCCCUCCUCCGACCCAGCCCCCGCCGCCUCAGAGGCAGUCAGCUCGCCCUCCGCUAACGCCGAUGGCCAACAGAGCCAGAGCGAGUCGGUCAAGGACUCACAGGUAGACGGCCCGAGCAAGGAUUCCCCCAAUGCCCCGGUCACAGACUCCACCACGACAGCUCAACCUGACGGCAAAACUGUGAAGGAUGAUAAUGCCAAAGCCAAGACGGAGGUGAAGAACGCCACAGCGGAGGUGAAGACGGUCCCCAACGAGGCUCCCCAGGCCAACGGCAACGAGAGUAAAGCGUAAUCUCUUCGCUGAGCGCCCCGGGAGGAAUAUGAUGGCUCGGGG
Messenger RNA from Pleuronectes platessa (European plaice), 1917 nucleotides. Its product is annotated as neural cell adhesion molecule 1. Lineage: Eukaryota; Metazoa; Chordata; Actinopteri; Pleuronectiformes; Pleuronectidae. The transcript is spliced from 12 exons. Gene Ontology annotation, molecular function: protein binding. The coding region runs from base 1 to 1875 and encodes 624 amino acids. The record is from RefSeq and is a predicted model, not a curated record.